This is a messenger RNA of Eriocheir sinensis (Chinese mitten crab), 3598 nucleotides long. RefSeq names its product SAGA-associated factor 29-like (gene Sgf29). NCBI's taxonomy places the organism in Eukaryota, Metazoa, Arthropoda, Malacostraca, Decapoda, Varunidae. The transcript is spliced from 8 exons. The record is from RefSeq and is a predicted model, not a curated record. The coding region runs from base 430 to 1476 and encodes 348 amino acids. Gene Ontology annotation, cellular component: SAGA complex.
AUCAAAAUACUGCGCCGAUACAAAGGCCUGGCAGGAGAGAAAUCCCAAGCCAUCUGUGACAUCAGGAUCAAGAUCGCCGCGGGAGGCACCCACUCCAGCACACCGACUGUCAACACGCCAAGCCGCGCAGCCAAGUAGCCCCUUAAGACACCCAAGAGGAAGAGAGUUUGUCCCUGGUGCCGCCCCCCGCCCGCCCGUGACAGCCUGCAGUGGUCCCGGCCUUCCCUCAGCGGUGGCGUGGUCUUGGUGUGUGCUGAGGCGGCCUCCUGGCGUCUACAUGAAGGCCUUCCUCGGCGCCUGCAGAACCUCGACCCUCGUCAUCAACCUCGUACUUGUCGCAGUGGUGGUGGUGUCCUGGGCGUACACGCUGCUGGCAGGAGCGACCAUCGCACGGCGCAUCUUGAGCACUGUCCCACGCCCUGCCUGAGUAUGGGGAAGGGCAAGGACAAAAACCUGGGGAGUCCCAAGAGGAGUGUUGACAGCCCCAAGUCACCCAAGAUGCGCGGCCGAGACUCCUCCCCGUCCAUCCGCCGUGAGCAGCUCCUGAGGACAGAGCCACUCCCCCCCAUCAGCGUCACCCCGUACCCGCUCUCCACCUCCACGGAGAUGGCCAUGGCGAUGAGCUCCGAGGCGCAGGCACUGCAGGAGAGAGUGAAGGUGCUCUCAGACAUUGUGCGGGAGCUGCAGAAGGCGCGUGAUGAGAACGUGCCCCACAUGAACAACAUCAACGCCCUCUCCGACAAGAUCAUCAACGAGGAGAAGCUGACCUCCUCCAACAGGAACAAGCUCAAGAUGAUGUACGAGCGCUGCGUCACUGACACGGAGAAGGAAGUGCAGCUGAUGAAGAAGGCGCUGAACACCGUCUACCAGAUACGCAACAUCCGACACGACCUCAGAAUUCAGGCCAAAAACUCUGGGAACAAGGAGACCAUUCGACGCGGCGCCCUCAUGAAGAUGCUGCUCAAUUGUGCCCAGACGCUCCCGCUGUGGAUUGGCAACUUUGGGGAGAAGCCGCCCCCCCUGUGUGGUGCCAUACCCCCCGAGCAGAACUAUGUGGCCAAGGUGAAUGACAUGGUGGCGUGCCUGGUGCGGGGCAGUGAGGGCGAGGACAACUGGAUCCUGGCGGAGGUGGUCAGCUACAACCAGACCACCAACAAGUACGAGGUGGAUGACAUUGACGAGGAGCAGAAGGAACGCCACACACUGAGCCGCCGGCGUGUGUACCCGCUGCCGCUGAUGAGGGCCAACCCGGAGGUGAACCCAGAGGCACUCUACCCCAAAGGAUCAAUCGUGAUGGCGCUGUACCCCCAAACCACCUGUUUCUACAAGGCCGUCAUCAACAGGCUGCCCACGCUGGCCACCGAGGAGUAUGAGGUGCUCUUUGAGGACCCAACCUACGCUGACGGGUACUCGCCCCCCCUCAUGGUGGCCCAGCGCUACGUCAUCCAGAUAAAAGACGUCAGCAAGAAGAAGUGAGGAAUAGAGGACGAGGGGAGGGAGGAGGAGGAGGAAGAGGGUGAGGAAGAUGUGGAGGAGAGAGAGGAAGGAGUGUGGUGAAAAGUUAGGAAAAUGCAAGGCAAGCAAAUGGAGAAGAAAGUGCAAAUUUGAAUAUGUUGGCAGCAGGAAGUGGAGUACUGUGAGGGAUAUCGUCAUCAACAUGUGAGAAGGUGAAAUGACAUCACAGUGUUUGUAACAGAUACACUGAGGAGGAAGGUGAUCUCAGUGACCUGUUUGAAGCAAUGAACUUCUGCUAGAUAAAGAAGCCUGAAAAUAAGCUCGUAAGUAGCAGGUUGAUGCAAGAGUAACUUAAGCCUGACUUCCGGUAAAGGAAUUCAGGAAAAAUAGAAAUGUACAGAGUUCAGCAAGAAACAGUGAAUGACAAAAUCUUCACGAGAACACGAAAGUAGAAAAUGGAUAAACCUUAACUCUUAGUGCUGUUGUUUUAACGUGUUGUGCCAAACAGUUUCAAGAACUUCCUGUUUGGACCGAAAAGAAUGACUUGAAAGGAAACGAACCUCUGGAAAAAAUAACAGUGUAUCCGAAGAGCAAAGGUGAGCCAUUUUAUCUAUUGCUUUGAUAUCAGAAAACAAAGUCACUAGGGUACAGUACACUUAUCACUGGGCUGCGGCAUCCUUCAAGUGACUGUUGCAGGAGCUAGUCAUCCUUUACAGUGUGUUCCGAGGCCGUUAGUGACAUUAAACUAUUAAAGACCAAGAUUUUGUGAAGUGAAUUAUGGUUUACCUGAGUAUUAAUAGUAUGUGUGUAAGUGUGUGUGACUGUUUGCAGCAUGCGGGAUUUGAGUUUUGCAUGUUAUAUAGUUCCUCUGUGAUGAAGGGAAGACUUGUGAGCAUGGAGUUAAAGAAAUGUAUAGUUGUCCCUUAACAUUCAUAGGGUGAAUUAACAGACCCCCCUUGCAAAUGUUAUAUUUCCAUGCAUAUUUGCUACCUCCCUUAAAAACACUCCUAGACCACUCCCUUUCUUUAUGGAACUUCAGAUAUCUGUGAAAGUGAAAACCACAAAUGUUUGGGGGCAGAUACAGCUGGAUAUUAAACUGUUUCAUGGAGGGGAACUGCCUGAACUGAAGUACAUGAGAAAUCGAUCUGCGUGGGAUAAAUACUUCCACCCAACAACCUGCCCUGGAUUCAAAGCCAGGCCCCCAAGACAUGAGGCAUACUCACUAGCUUCAAGUCAAAGGGUACUCUGUGACUUUCAGCCUUUGGGGUCUUUAUCUUCAUCUUAGGCCAUUUUUUUAUUUAUUAAUUUUUUUUAAUAAUUUUGGUCUAUGGCGCUGGUAGGUUUACUUGGUGGGGCCUGAUGGUCGCUCCCAGACUGUUGUGGCGCAGGCAAAUGUUUAUAUUGGCUCCAUCUUGUUUGGCUCAGAGCACACCUCUGAGCCUCUUUUUUAGAGAGAGAAUCUAGGGUCUGGAUCAACCCAGUGGUCUUCAGGACAGCAUGUGGGUAGUCUUAGGCCACUCGGCAGUGACAAAAAUCCCAGCUGUGGCGGCGGACAGGACUUGAACCCAUGUCCUGGACGCAGCUUGGGCACACUAACCACUCAGCCGUCGCCUUCCCUCCCUCCCAGCUAGACUUUACAUUAGUCAUAUCACACUUUCUGCUUCAUCUGUCCCGGGGCCAGUUAUUUAUUCCUUUAAUAUUUGCAAUUAAAUAAUUUAUCUUUUGGUCUCUACUGAGCAAUACUUUGCACUUAUGAACACCGACUUUGUUUCACUUUAAAGGCCCAAGUCACACAUAGACUCCAAAAGGCCUUGAGCCAAGGAGAUCCCUUUGGCUUGAUGCUAGUGUGUCCUUCUCUUGCCUCGGGGGCCCUGGUUUGAAUCCUGGGCAGAAUUCUGAGAUUUAUUAUUCUGAAUAGAUCAAUUUCUCACAUGCUUUGAGAACUGGAAACACUCUCCAUGACACCACUGUGAAAUCUCUCUGAUGAAUCCACUUGUGUAUAGUAUUUUUGUACAAUCUAUGUCUGUGUGUGUGUGUGUGUGUGUGUGUGUGUGUGUGUGUGUGUGUGCAUCCUAAUACCCAUGCUGAGUUAAAGUUUGGUCGCUGUAGUCAGUCUUAUUUUCUAAUAAAGAGGAUAAAAAUG